Apis laboriosa (Himalayan honeybee) is the source of this 3787-nucleotide messenger RNA. RefSeq names its product alpha-mannosidase 2 (gene alpha-Man-IIa). NCBI's taxonomy places the organism in Eukaryota, Metazoa, Arthropoda, Insecta, Hymenoptera, Apidae. The transcript is spliced from 7 exons. The record is from RefSeq and is a predicted model, not a curated record. Gene Ontology annotation, cellular component: Golgi membrane. Gene Ontology annotation, molecular function: carbohydrate binding; alpha-mannosidase activity. Gene Ontology annotation, biological process: mannose metabolic process; N-glycan processing; protein deglycosylation. Bases 374 to 3787 code for a protein of 1137 amino acids.
UUUCACUAAAUCCAAACAUAUGGCGGCAGUUGCAAGUAAAUAUAUAAACGCAAGUAUUGUCACAUAAGAAUGUAAUAUUAUCUUAAUCUCGUGUUGAUGUGUUAUUUUAUGUGAAUUUUAUGCAAUAUAAAUGAAACAAUAUUAUAUUUUUUUUACUUUUUCUUCUUAAAUAAAAAAAUUAAGUUUUUUAAUUGAAAAUUAAUAUGUAAUCUUUAAAAUAAAUAUAUGAAUAAGGUUAAGAUAAGUUAAUAGCCCAUAUUAAAAGAACAUUUUAUUUUCUUUGAAAAAUCUAAAGAUUUAAUUUUCAAAUGUUAUUGAUAAUUUAAUUUAAUUUAGAAUAAUACUAAUUAGAUAACACUAUAUUGUGUAAAAAAUGAGGACUAGAAAAACAUUAGCAAUUCUUAGUGCAGGUUUAAUUCUUGCUUGUUGUGGUAUGUUAUAUAUAAUAAUGGAUUUAACAUUUUUUCCACCUGGACAAGGAUCUAAACUGUCUAUAAAUGAUGUAAGUAAUCAAUGGCUACACUUUGAAAAUAGAUUAGCAAAAUUAGAAAAAGAUUUCAAUAAGCAUCAUGAAGUAAUGAAUGCUUUGAGAGAAGUGGCUGAAGCAAAACAUUUUGUGCCUCUAGCCUAUUCUAUAAAUCUUUCUAAUCAAUCUGUAUCAUCUUUAUCAUCUGUUCCUCAUUUAGGAAAAGUACUUAAAUGUAAUUUUAACAUACAGAAAAUUCCUGAAGUAGACAUUCAAAUGUUAGAGAUAUAUAGACAAUUAGAAUUUGAUAAUGUGGAUGGUGGAGUUUGGAAACAAGGAUGGAAUAUUACAUAUGAUGAAAAGCAAUGGCAUCCAAAUAGAAAACUAAAAGUUUUUGUUGUUCCACAUUCUCACAAUGAUCCUGGAUGGCUUAAUACCUUUGAAAAAUAUUAUGCAUUUCAAACACAAAAUAUAUUAAAUAAUAUGGUAAUAAAAUUGGCAGAAGAUAGAAGACGUAAAUUUAUUUGGGCAGAAAUAUCAUUUUUCCAACUUUGGUGGGAAGAUCAAUCUAAAACAAUUCGUAAUUUAGUUAGACGUUUAAUUCAUGAUGGUCAAUUGGAAAUUGUAUCAGGAGGUUGGGUUAUGCCAGAUGAAUCUGUUUCUCAUUGGAUAUCUCAGCUUACACAACUUACAGAAGGACAUCAAUGGUUAAAAUAUAAUUUAGAUUACACACCAAAUUCAGGCUGGGCUAUUGAUCCAUUUGGUCUUUCUCCAACUAUGCCAUAUCUACUAAAAAAAGCAGGAUUGGAAAAUGUAUUGAUUCAAAGAGUCCAUUAUUCAGUUAAAAAAAGAUUAGCUAGAAAAAAACAAUUAGAGUUUCGCUGGAGACAAUUAUGGGAUAAUGAUGGAUCAACCGAAAUUUUUACACAUAUAAUGCCAUUUUAUAGUUAUGAUGUACCACAUACUUGUGGUCCAGACCCAAAAAUAUGUUGUCAAUUUGAUUUCUAUAGAUUACGUACUUUUGGAUUAAGUUGUCCAUGGAAAAUAGCUCCAAAAACCAUAACUAAAUCAAACAUUGCAGAAAGAUCUGCCCUUUUAUUAGAUCAAUAUCGUAAAAAAGCUCAACUUUUUAAAACUGAUGUAGUAUUAGUACCAUUAGGAGAUGAUUUUAGAUAUACUCAUUUUACUGAAUGGGAUGCUCAGUAUAAAAAUUAUCAAAACCUUUUUGAUUAUAUGAAUCAGAAUCAACAAAUGAAUGUUCAGAUAAAAUUUGGUACAUUAAGUGAUUACUUUGAUGCAAUUAGGGAAAAGCAUAAUUUAAAUGAAUUUCCUACUUUAUCAGGAGAUUUUUUUACAUAUUCUGAUAGAGAUGAUCACUAUUGGAGUGGAUAUUAUACAUCAAGACCUUUCCACAAACGAUUAGAUCGUGUAUUAUUGAGUUUAUUGAGAGCAACAGAAAUAUUAACAACUAUAGGUUGGACUAAAGGUAAUGAUAAUUUAGUAGAAGGUGCUCUUGCACAACGUUUAAGCAAAGCAAGGAUGUGGCAUUCUUUGUUUCAACAUCAUGAUGGUAUUACUGGUACAGCCAGAGAUGAAGUAGUUAUAGAUUAUGCCAAGAAGAUGAUAAUGGCCUUAAAUAAUUCUGCACAUGUAUUACAACAAUCAAUGGUUCAUUUAUUAAAAACACCACAAGAAAUAACUGUUAAUACAGAUGCUGUAUAUAUUUCACUUGAUGAAUCUAGAUUACAUCAUACAAGUGCUGGAGAUAAACAUAUACUAAUUUUAAGAGAUGAAAAUCCCUUAAAAAAAGUUAUUUUAUAUAAUUCUAUUCCAAGACAAAGAACAAAAGUACAGACACUAAUUGUAUCUACACCAUAUGUUAAAGUUACUGAUCGUAUGGGUCAACCAGUGCAAUGUCAAGUUUCUCCAAUUUGGAUUGGACCUGCUGCAUUAACUGUUGCUAGAUAUGAACUGUCAUUUCUAGUCACUGUACCUGGAUUUGGUAUUACAACAUAUAUAAUUCAUGCUUUAUCUAAAUCAUCAUUUCCACAAGAAGUACAUCCUGCAAAUGUGAUAGUUUAUAAUACAGAUAUUAGUCUUCCAAAGAUACCAGGUUUUAAUCAAAUUCAAAUAAUACCAAAUGCACAAGAAUUUUCAAUUAUGCAACGACCAGAAUUAUCUGCAUCUUUUGGAAAAUCAGGUCUUUUGAAAGCUUUAAGAGUCAGUAAUAUGACAGUUCCUAUUCAUUUAGAAUUUGUUAAAUAUGGUACUAGAGCUGGUAAAGAUAAAAGUGGAGCUUAUUUAUUUCUACCUGAUAAACCAGAACCAGACUUGGUACAUGUAGAUAAUAAAUGUAUUAUACAUUUAAUAACUGGACCGAUUGUAUCCAAGGUAUUUGUGGAAUUUGCACAUGUACGUCACACAUGUAUAUUAUAUAAUUCUCCGGGUAGUGAUGGACUUGGUUUACAUAUUCAUAAUGAAAUCAACAUAUCAGAAACACAAAAUUAUGAAUUUGCUAUGAGAUUAAAUACAGAUAUAGCUUCAGGAGAUCAAUUUUAUACAGAUUUAAAUGGCCUUAAUAUGAUUAAACGUCAAAGAUUUCCAAAGCUUCCUACACAGGGAAACUACUAUCCAAUGGCAGCCAGUACGUAUAUAGAAGAUAAAAGAGUUAGAUUAACAGUUGUAACAGCACAACCAUUAGGUGUAAGUUCUAUGGCAUCUGGGCAAAUUGAAAUUAUGCAAGAUAGAAGAUUACUUCAAGAUGAUAAUAGAGGGCUUGGUCAAGGUAUAACUGAUAAUUUAUUAACAAAUCAUUUAUUCAUGUUUAUUCUUGAAAAAAGAAAGCCUUUUUGUACAUCUUCUACACCACCAACAAAUCAUCCAUCAGGAGUACUAUCAUUGUAUGGUCAUUUAACAUCAGAAGAGUUAUUAUAUCCUAUAAUUGCAAUGCAUCCACAUAAUUCUUUAACUUUUAAUUUAAAUCCAUAUUUUUCCCCGCUUCGUUACGACUUUCCUGCAGAUUUAAGCGUUGUUAGUUUUCGAGUAUUUCCUAUUCCCGAAGGAGCUGGUAAAGGUAUUGGAAUGGUUUUACAUCAAGCAGCUUUAGAUAUAUGUUGGAAUGACAAUUCUUAUUUACGUCAUUUUAAUGUUUCUGAAUCUGUAGAAGUUGAUUUAACAAAGUUCCUUAAUUAUAUAGAUGAUUGGAUCAUUAGUAAAGCUCCUUUGACAUUCCAUAAUGUAGGGCCUUCAUUAAAGUCACCUAUUGUUAACUUAUGUCCACAUCAAAUAUUACCAAUUUUAUUACAUAAGACACAAUCUUAG